Messenger RNA from Octopus bimaculoides (California two-spot octopus), 792 nucleotides. RefSeq names its product general transcription factor II-I repeat domain-containing protein 2B-like. NCBI's taxonomy places the organism in Eukaryota, Metazoa, Mollusca, Cephalopoda, Octopoda, Octopodidae. The record is from RefSeq and is a predicted model, not a curated record.
AUGGUUGGUGAUAAGAAGAGCAUCCAUCUACAGGAACGAUGCCAACGAUUGGAGAGUAUGGCUGAAGGUACCCAACCUACGAAGAAGAGGAAGCUGUUGGACAAGAACCACUCCUUCAAGAAGGAAUGGGAAGCAGUCUUCAUUGUCGAGCGCAAGGGAAAGGCUUUGUGUGUCAUCUGCCAUGAGACCGCUGCUAUUAUGAAGGUGUGUAACGUGAAGCAUCACUUCACUUUGGUGCACCCCAAGCAAGCUGUGUUGCCUGACAACAAGAAGAAGGCAGAGUUUGGGCAUCUGAGUGCCCAACUGGAGAAGCAAUGUACCUUCAUGAAGAGGAUUGUCUCUUCGGCGGUAGCAGCUGCUGAGAGCAACACUCAGGCCAGCUACUGUGUUGCACACCUUGUGGCCAUCAACCUCAAGCCAUUUACCGAAUUCUUCAAGGUGUGCAUAAUGGCUUCUGUGGUUAAGUUGAGGGAGUUUGAGGCCAUCAGUCUGUCUGCCAGGACCUUGACCCGCCACAUAGAGGAGACGGCUGACAAUGUCCAGGGCACCCUGAAGGACACGUGUCAGUCUGCUCGCUUCUUUUCCAUUGCCUUGGACGAGUCGACUGACAUCAAGGGCAUGGCUCAGUUUGCCAUCUUCUUCCUCGGUGGCAGGGAUGACUUCAUCAAUUUUGAGGAUUUCAUCAGAUUCAUCCUCCUCAGCGGUGCCACCAUUGGUGCCGACGUGUGCAAGGCAGUCACAGACUGGCAGAAGGAGGUCAACCUGACCUCUCUUGCAUGUGUGGCAUCAUGA